AACACACCUAACUGAGGCUAACUCACAACUGAGUGACGUGACGACGCAAAGAAGACGAAUAGAAGAAUUUUUAAACCAGGAAGUUGAAUAACUUCAACCGUUUAAUGCUAAAGCAAAAGCCUAGACGUUUUGAUAUCGAUGUUGUUAACAAUGAGCAUAAAUGUCCCCUUUAUGAUAUCAACUUACCUUUGGUGUAUGGCAUUCUUUCUUCCUUGUGAUGGAGUAAUUCUAUCACCUCCUCCUGACACAAGUUUUACAUUUUUACCUGGAGAAACACACAAUAUAACCUGGAGAUUUGAUGACGAUUUAAAUGAUUUGGUCAGAAGAGAUUGGUCUUUUACUGGUAGUAAUGGUUCACAAUCAACACUGUUGGCCACUGUCUCUCUGGAUUUGCCAUUGGUAAAUUUUAAUGAUCCAAUUCUUCCAAAUUAUGACGUCUACAAACCUUCAACGCUGCGAUUAAGAAAUAUCACUCAUAGUUAUGAUGGAACGUAUGAGUUUCAAUUAACAAGAAGGGGCAGUGCGUCAUCUUUUAUAUCUAAAGUCAGAGUUUUCGUUGCAAUGAAACCAAAUGUGACUAUUAACAAUUGUUCAACUCAUGUGGUUGUGAAUGAAAGUGAUAGUGUGUCAUGUGUAUGUAAAGGUGAAGGAGGUAACCCUCCUGCUAAUGUCACAUGGUUUGAUAAAGAUAACAACAUAAUUGGUUAUGUUGGAGUUGUAAGUAAGACAUUAGUAAUCCCUAAUGUUGCAGUGAAUGAUGAUGGAAAUUACACAUGUAAAGUACAAAGUUAUGAUGGUGAAGAUUAUAGAGAUGAGAAAUCUAUUAAAAUAGUAGUGCAAUAUCGACCACGACAAACCAAUAUCACCAUCAGUCCAAUGUCAGCCAGAAAAGAUCAAAAUGUGACAAUAUCCUGUGAAUCAGAUGGGCAUCCUGAACCAACCUACACCAUUUCCCGCAUUGGUACUGAUAACACGUCUGUUGUCAGCAAUAAAAAAACAUACACCAUUCAGUCCGUCAACUUCAGUGAUGCUGGUUUGUAUCGUUGUGAAGCAAAGAAUGAACUGGGCAUUGAUUUAUCUGAGGUUAAAAAUCUCACUGUCAACGAAGCUCCCAUGUCAAGCUCACACAGUCUAUCGCCGUCAAUAAUUACGUCAUCGAUGACGUUUACUGUGACCUUUACGUCAUCAAUUAGUUCCACUACCACUAACAACGUUGGCCAAAAUACUCCUACAAGCAGAGAUGAUGGCAACAAUAACUCUAUUGGCCCUACGACUCUAGACAAAGAGGAUAAUGAUGGACCAAAUAUUGCUCUGAUUGUUGGCAUUGCUGUUGGAGCGGUUUUCCUUGUCGCCAUUCUAGUUUUCCUUGUCAUUUUCUGCUAUCGUAAAUCAAAGCAAAGAAAAAGACACCGUGAUGGUAUAAGUGUUAAACCAGUGGUUGGAGAUAACAAUUAUGAACUUGAUGGUGCACCCGGUGUUAGCAACGAGAGUCAUUAUGAAUCGGUGAAGGAUGAUAGAACAGACAAGAAUCUUCCUGUUGGUAAAUCCAAGCCGUCAGAUAGUAAACCACCUGUAUAUGCAUCUAUCAAUAGAGAAAACAGACAAGGGAAUCCGUUAUACUCCUCCCUUGACCCCAAAGAUGCUCCUAAAAGAGAUCCUACCCAAAAACGUCCUGCACCAACCGAAUACGCCAGUAUUGAUAUUAGUAAACUGGCACCUGUGGAGAAAAAAGACGAGAAGAAAGGCGACGAUAAAGGCAAGGAUGAAAAGAAGAAAGAUGUGGUCUACAUUUGAUCUGUGAACAGUAUAAGACAGCUAACAAGAUGGUUGUGUCUAUGUACAUAUUGUUUCACCGAGUGAAUUUUGAAGAAAUUACCUGCCUAAAUUAAGCAACAACAUUUCACUGACUUUAACUUAGCACUUUAAAUAUAUAAUCAUUUGUUAGAUUUCGUUAAUGAGUCGAAAUACUUUAAUCACGUAGAAAUUAAGUGUAGAAAUAAGAUAGAAAAAAAUGAUGCGAUUGUAAGCAAUGUGGUAGAAAACCCUCGAAAUUUCUCCUUUACUAUUGAAUUAUAUUAUCAUAUGUUAGUCUUUAAAUACCCUGUUUAGUACAUGUAUUCAGCAUUCACGAUAUUUUCUCAUCUGUUAUAAUGGUAUUUGCAUAGUUUAAACACACUCUAGUUGGCAGACAUUUUUGUCAAUAGACUUUCAUUUUGUUUCGUGUUUGCUGCUCAUGUGGUGUGAAUGGUCUCUCUAGAUGGUAGAAGAAAUAAAUAUCAAAUAUUGUAGAGUGUAGGUCUUUCUACCAUCGACAUAUGUAUAGCCAAAAAAAUUUUUGACGAAGUAUUUUAAACAGAACGUAAAAGUUUAAAAUACGAUAUAUUUUAAAAGGUGGUAUGUGUGUGACACAAACUGUUUUCGUAAAUGUUACUUCAUUUAAUUCGACAUUUAAUGUAAGCAAUGAAUUUUCCGAUAAUUUGUGUUCAAACAAGUUAACCAAGGAAAAAAGCGGAGGUUUUUUUUUGAGUAGGGAUGGUGUAAUGAGGUUUGAACAAGUUUGUGCCACAUGUACUGCAAUCAAUUCCCUUAAUUUUUUUGUCAAAAGAUUAAUUCUUUUGUUUUAGUAAUAAUUUUUCAUACGUAAACAAUAAACAUACAAUGAACAUUUUAGUUGUAGUGAUAACUAUGAAUGUAUCAAUGUAAUAGUACGAUAAAUCGUCAUAAAUUUUGUAAUGUAAUUCUAGAUAAUUAAUGUAUGUAUUUAAUGCAUACGUAAUUGUAAUCAAUCAAUACAACAAUGUGCCUUCGCGUUUAUUAACGAAAGUUCAGGAUUCACCAUUGCGCGUAUGGUUGUAAACAUUUUUGGAAUUUUAUACUUAAUGAUACUAUUUUAAUGUAUUUUGCAUGCGUAAAAUAAAUAGCACGUAUACAAAUGAA
Xenia sp. Carnegie-2017 is the source of this 2937-nucleotide messenger RNA. RefSeq names its product hemicentin-2-like. The record is from RefSeq and is a predicted model, not a curated record. Gene Ontology annotation, biological process: cell-cell adhesion. Gene Ontology annotation, cellular component: cell-cell junction. The coding region runs from base 139 to 1794 and encodes 551 amino acids. Gene Ontology annotation, molecular function: cell adhesion molecule binding. The transcript is spliced from 11 exons. NCBI's taxonomy places the organism in Eukaryota, Metazoa, Cnidaria, Anthozoa, Malacalcyonacea, Xeniidae.